This is a messenger RNA of Cydia pomonella (codling moth), 648 nucleotides long. RefSeq lists its product as uncharacterized. Gene Ontology annotation, molecular function: serine-type endopeptidase inhibitor activity. NCBI's taxonomy places the organism in Eukaryota, Metazoa, Arthropoda, Insecta, Lepidoptera, Tortricidae. The record is from RefSeq and is a predicted model, not a curated record. The coding region runs from base 1 to 498 and encodes 165 amino acids. The transcript is spliced from 2 exons.
AUGAAGAAAUUUCAUUGUUUUAUUUUUCUUACAUGUGUUAUUUUGAAAGUAUUAGCAGUACCACCUUCCGUAUGCCGCGCCGACUUCCGCUGGGACGACUGCGGGAAGCCUCCCAAAGCUGUCAUGUACUACUGGAAGCAGGGUUCCCGCUGCGAAAUAGGCAUCUGGAAAGGCUGCGUGCCCAACCCGAACAUGUUCGCCGAUGAAUACGAAUGCAUCAACACCUGUGUGUUCGUCGAUAGACCUUCAGUACGAACUGAAAGCGAGGAACCGGAAACUGAAGCUCCUACAACUGUGGAUAACAGUACUGUCGAUGAUGUUACUGAUGCUACUGGUGCUACUGAUGAAGCUAGCGAUGCUUCGGAAGCUGCUAGUGAAACUGUCGAAGUUACUACUGCCGAAGGUGCAGGAGGUAACGAUACUGAAAGCAGUGGUAAUGCAACGGCCGCUGAAAGUGCCGCUCCUGCAGGUGAAGAUACCACCACCGCAGCUCCGUAAACUGAAUGUGUCAGAGGUAAAUUCGAUACUAUGAGGCUGAGAAGUUGUAAUUAUGAUAUCUACGCUCAUGUUGCACAAAAAUGUUUUUAGUCUGACCAAAUUGUUUUGUAAUUGUCAUUAAAUAUUAUUAAAAUUAUUCUGCAACCGGAA